AACCUAAAUUUCAAUGAAAAAUUGAAUAUUUAAAAAAGUAGCAGGAAAAAUAAAAUUAUUAGUUUCAACCAUUUCAAAAGUAAUGAUAUCAAUGAUACUUAUUUUCAAAAAAAAAUAAAAUCUAGUAUAAUACAAUUAGUCUGAAAAUAACUUCGUCUUCGUGAGGAAAUUACUAGUGUAUCAAAAAGAACUACAUUCUUGAAUAUUGAGGGUUUCUUCCAAUUAAUUUUGGAUUAUGGAAAAUACUCCAAGCGCUUCUAAUAAUGAAAUUGAUUCUUUAACACUUGACAACAUUUUUAAGAGAAUCAUCAGCACAAAUUCAGAAAUUGAACUAACAUUGGACAUUUUAAAUCAUGUGAUUGAAUAUGAUUUGAAUAUAAAUUUUAAUGGAUUAGAUGACGAUCAGAAGUUGGCUCUUCCCUAUAUGUUGAUGAGGUAUAUCAAAAAUUGGCCAGGAUGGUCAAGAAAAGAAGAAUAUGACAAUGGUUCUAUUGCAUUGGAAGAUUGGAUGCUUAGGUUUCGGAACUUCAUAUAUUAUAAAAUGCAGUCUUUAGUGACCAAGACAUUACCAGAUAUGGUGAAUUCACAAAAAAAAUCAAAAUUGAAUACAGUGCACGUGAAAGAUAUUAGUACACAAUCAGUAUCUCUAGGCAAUUUUAUAAAUUUCAGUAUAGAUUUGUCAGGCCCUGCUUCUCUCCUGAAUAAUUUAGUAUUUUCAGGUUAUAAAGGGCAUAUUAGAGUGGAAGAACAUGCCGAUAGACCUUGGAUUAAUUUAAAUUGUAAUGAACUUUUGAAUUAUCCAUUUAUUGAGGUAGAGUUCAAUAGUUCUGAGUUAUCAUUCAAACGAUCAUUUGAACCGAAAAUAAGUCAGUAUCUUAGCAGUUAUACAGAUUUCAAAGAGGAGGAAUCAAACUUUAUAUUAGGAAAGAAUAGUAUUAACGAUACUUCUUUGAAAUGGCCAAUUAAGAUUUCAAUCUUGGAAAAUUACAUUAAAGCUUUUAAAUCUGAAAUAAUUUCUCAGAUCCCAUCUACACAACAAGAAGAAAUCAACUGUGUAUUAGAUGAAUUUUAUCAAGAUAUGGUUGAUAUAAGUGAAAAUGAUUCUAUUUUCGAGAACUACAGGGUAACAUUUAAUAUAGGCCGAAAUGUUUAUAAAAGGACCAAGAAGAUAUCUACUGGAGGUUCCUCAUUAGAUGUUAUUUUCAAUGAAAUGGUACUACCCAAGGUCACUUUAUCAUUCAGACAUUUCACUGGCAUGCAAAACGACUCGGCAAACAAAAUUGCUGCAGAUCCAGAUAAAAUUGAUACUAAAAUGAUGUUGGCAUUCAUUCCAGUAAUAACCUAUAAAUGUCUAUUCUGCAAAUUAAAUUUUCCUGGCCAUCUUGGGCGAGCAGAUCUUGUUACACAUUUGCAACAUAAGCAUGGAAGAUCCCAAACGCUUGUUUGUUUGCAUUGCAAAAAGUGUAUCGAAGUUGCAGAAUUAUCUAGUAGGAGAUGGAAAUGUACAUGUUUCUGAACAAUAAAUCCUAAGUAUUAUAUUAUAAAUGAGUUUUAUAUAAUUUUUUAUGUAAUCGAUUGUUGUUGAUUUAUUGUUUAUCUAUAUUAUCUAUUCCUUACAGAUGAUUAAUUGACAUAUUAAACUCUGAAUUCUUA
Harmonia axyridis is the source of this 1653-nucleotide messenger RNA. RefSeq lists its product as uncharacterized. The coding region runs from base 236 to 1516 and encodes 426 amino acids. The transcript is spliced from 4 exons. The record is from RefSeq and is a predicted model, not a curated record. NCBI's taxonomy places the organism in Eukaryota, Metazoa, Arthropoda, Insecta, Coleoptera, Coccinellidae.